UUUCGUCUCUGUGACAGGUAACGGCUUCGAGCCCAACCCUCUUGUCCUCUAGUUCCCUCUCUCACUGUCCAUCUGCGGGACGACCUGUCGUCUGCCAACGGUUGUCGGCCCGCGGCGCUGCUAGCACAGACGUAGCAAGAGCAAACCAUGAUCGUCUGUUCGCUUCAAGGGUUAUUCCGGGCGGCUGAUCGAGAUGAAACAUCGACGACCCGCCAGUCUGGUCACUUAGCUGCCGUGUCGAGUCGGCCCCCAUUUCGAGAGUGGUGUUGUGGUCAAUGUUCCUGCGUUGCUGCACGGGACUGUGAUGUCUUUGCCGGGCGAGCCAAUCGAUGUGUGGCAUGGGGGUGGGCCCUGGCCCCGCGAGGCAGCAAAAGCCCAUUCUCCCGUGCAAGGAAUGCGAAGCUCAGCGACUAUUCGAGAGACGUAAUCCUGGGCACCAAGGCAAAUCGCUUCUCCCUGACAUCGGAGAUAUAUAGACUCCCUAUUUGGGAAAGGCUCGCCGCUGCAGCUUGCCAAUGCUACCGUGGUGCUAGAAAAUGGCCAGGUCUGAGCGAUACGGAUCAUAUGCAUUGGGGCUGAAUCUUGAUCCAGCAUGCUAAGCAUUCUUCGAAACUAUUCUCACUUGGUAGGCAUUUCUCCUUUGAGCCAACAAGUCCGUCACCACCCUAGUCCGUCUCUACCCUGUAUCGAGCUGUAGCGCUUCCUCUGUCAACUGUACUUCAACCAUCCACUUUCUGCAAGCGCACUCCCAUUCGACAGCCGCUCGUAUCCUUGAGCC
This is a messenger RNA of Alternaria rosae, 778 nucleotides long. RefSeq lists its product as uncharacterized. NCBI's taxonomy places the organism in Eukaryota, Fungi, Ascomycota, Dothideomycetes, Pleosporales, Pleosporaceae. The record is from RefSeq and is a predicted model, not a curated record. The transcript has 2 exons. Bases 148 to 579 code for a protein of 143 amino acids.